Molecule: messenger RNA, 1094 nt
Organism: Closterium sp. Yama58-4
Lineage: Eukaryota; Viridiplantae; Streptophyta; Zygnematophyceae; Desmidiales; Closteriaceae
Source: the annotation of a GenBank genome assembly
ACACCGACCCCUGCAAGGCCUCUCCAGUGCUCCCCUGUGGCAUGGGUGCAUGCACCAAGGCACCUGCCCCGUGGGACCCGUCUAUCCUUGUGCCCUCCUGCAAGUGCCCCUUCAAUCUCCCCUCCUUUGAACCCUCUCACCUCGCCGGCCUGCCCUCCUGCUUCCCUGACUCCUUCUCAUGUCGCCAGCUCGCCAGCAACCCAUGUGCCCCGGGGGUGUGCAUUGAUGAAAUGGACGGCACCUACUCCUGCCUCUGCCCCUCGCCCUUCUUCCCCUUCUACUUCUUCCCCAAAGGCACUGCCCGCUGCCACCUCUUGCCAAUCUUUCUGUCACCUUACGGCCUCACAUGCCCGCUCAUUCUCAACACUUACGGGCUCACACAAUCCGAGUUCUUCGACCAAAACAAGGGGUUCAAUUGCCGAGCGCCCAUCCCUGUGAACACAGUUGUCAACGUCACCAGCCGGGCUUUCUCGCCAUGCACUGCCAUGUACUCUGCUAACUAUGGUGACACGUGUGACUCCCUCAGCGCCCUCUUCUCCACGCAGAUACAGCCGCUCAACCCCGCCCUCACCUGCUCCGAUGGGCCCAGGCCCGGCCAGGUGAGCAUCGGUGCAGAUGGGUGCAGAUGGGUGCAGCUCCUCUGUGUGGACUUCAACCACACCCAAGGCAUGCUCGUGAGUGAGUGGAGCCCUCAACCACCCCCGCGUCUAGCCAGCUACACCACCGACGGAGCGCUCGUGACUGUGCUGCAGGGCCCGCAGACCUGCCAACAGCUGUGGCGGGCGUUUGCCAUCGCCUCCCCCACGCGCUUCUUCCAGAUGAAUCCCGGUCUCUCGUGCGAUGAGCUGCUGCCUUACAGCCCCCUGCAUGGCAACAUGAUGAGCCGGAUUUGUGUGGCUGGCACUGACACGCGGCCUUUCUCUGGUUUUAUAUGUGCGACCAAGAGACCAUACAGUGUGAACCACGGAGAUACAUGCGGCAUGUUGAUCGUCAAGAAGUAUCGACGCAGCGCGGAUGUGUUUAGGGACCUUAACAACGGAUAUGAUUGUACAGUGAGUAGGUUAUUUGCUGGCAUGUUGCUUUGUUUGCCUUGA